Molecule: messenger RNA, 1320 nt
Organism: Mytilus trossulus (common blue mussel)
Lineage: Eukaryota; Metazoa; Mollusca; Bivalvia; Mytilida; Mytilidae
Product: serine/arginine-rich splicing factor 6-like
Exons: 9
Coding region: 135-971 (278 amino acids)
Cellular component (GO): cytoplasm; nucleus
Molecular function (GO): mRNA binding
Source: RefSeq, a predicted model, not a curated record
AGAAAAUGGAAACCCCGAAUUUGAGGUCUCAAAAACUCUUUAACCCAUAGGAUUCAACGUGUUGAAAUUUAAAAUCUUACGCGAUUCUGAAUUGUGGAAAAAGUUAAAGGAAAAUAGAAGACGCACAGUUCGAAAUGGGAACAAGAGUAUAUAUAGGAAGACUGUCAUAUCAUGCACGAGAAAAAGAUGUUGAAAGAUUUUUUAAAGGCUUCGGAAAAGUUAGAGAUGUUAUGUUGAAAAAUGGUUAUGGUUUUGUUGAAUUUGAAGACCACAGGGAUGCAGAUGAUGCUGUAUAUGAACUAAAUGGGAAAGAUUUGUGUGGAGAAAGAUGUACCGUUGAGCAUGCUCGUGGAGCUCCUCGAGGUGAUGAUAGACGUGAUGGGGGUAGAGAUAGAGGAGGUUAUAGAGACUAUCCUCCACCACGUAGACAACGAGGAGGAAGAGAUAAUUACAGAAGGGGCGGCGGCUUUGGACAGAACAGUGGUGGUGACAGGUAUGGACCACCUACAAGAACCGAGAACAGAUUAAUUGUAGAAAACCUUUCGUCAAGAGUAAGCUGGCAGGAUUUGAAAGACUACAUGAGACAGGCUGGAGAAGUCACAUAUGCUGAUGCCCACAAGCAGCACAAAAAUGAAGGAGUUGUUGAAUUUUCCUCAUACUCAGACAUGAAGGCAGCUUUGGAUAAAUUAGAUAAUACAGAAAUCAAUGGUAGAAAAAUCAAGUUGGUAGAAGACCGACCAAAAAGUAGUAGUAGAAGCAGCAGGAGGAGGUCCAGAUCUCCAAGUAGAAGCAGAUCCAGGUCAAGAGGAAGAAGGUCCAGGAGUGCAAGCAGAAGUCGCAGCAGGAGUAAAAGUUCAAGAAGCAGAAGUCGUAGUAGAAGUAGGAGUAAAUCAAGGAGUCCAAGUGUCGACCGUAAAGAGGUUUCAAAGUCUAGAUCAAAAUCACCAGAAGACCGUGGAGAUCAGGAUUGAAAUUAGGAAUUUUGUGAUCAUCUAUUGAUAUUUUCAUCAUCAUCUCAUAAAUUGACAUUUGAUGAUAUGAACAUAUGUGAUUUAUUUAGUACUUAGGGGUUUACUCAUGGCAUUAAACAGCAUUUGCUAGAUGAAUGCUGUUUUACAUGAUGUAAUAUAAAUGUAUAUCGAUAAACGUUCAUACAGCUCUGCAGCAUGAUAUGUCUUAAACCAUUCUUUUUACUUUAAUAUUUAUUUUUUUAAGGCUAUGAUGUAAGUAAAAGUCAUUGUAAAUAUCUUGUAUAUUUUGUUAUUUUGUAAUAUUGUAUUGUCUGUAUAUUGAUCAUGUGUAAAUAAAUGUCAUUCAAAA